UCGGCCAAAAUCGCAUAGGCGGUUACAGCGCCAAAAAAGAAGAAGAAGAAGAUAAAUAAAGAAAAAAAUUACCAACUUCGGUAAAAGCCAAUGCGGCAGCACUGCAUGUGUUACAUAUGUACAUACAUACGUACGAGGACAAACAGCUGAUUCCGUACGGAAGGUGCGAUCAGUAUCGCUCUUUCCUUAAGCAAAUGACGUUUGGCGAAACUUGAUGUUAAGCAAAUUAUAGUUUCAGGAUAGGAUUUUGUGUAUUCGCACGUUUGCAUACGCUUGCUUAUUCAUAUCAUAGUUAGCCCUUUACGAUGAUGUAUUUAAACAGCUGAGCACAUUAGACUCCAAUAAAGGCUUACAAAGCAAAUAGCGAUGAUGAUAGCGCGUUGUCGCUUUAAACCGAAAUAAAAACGACAAGUUGGCAUCACCGUUGGCGUUAUCGAAGUUUAUCGGAAAAAUAUCGGUAUUCUCAAUUUUGAAACGAAAAUAGGAACGUCAUAGAAACAUUCGUCAACUGUCGUCCGCAUUUUUUAGAACGAAAGCGAAAGGAUUGCGAUUUUAAUAAAGUUAAAAUGAAAAUUACUACCGUGCAGCAAUUUGAGGUUUUAGUUUCCGAAAUGGAAAAGAAUCCCGCAUACGCCAAAGGUUUUAGGAAGGGCAUAAAUCCUCUAAACUUCGAUAGUUUUUGGAACGUGGUUGCGGAAAAAGUAAAUCCUUUUGGACCUCUAGUUCGUGAUGGAGACGGUUGGCACAAAGUAUGGAAGGACUUGAAAUUCAAGGUUAAGAAAAAACUGCUCAAAAACAAAACCGAAGCGAGAGCAACAGGAGGAGGAGCCAAUAGAAAAAUUCAACUGUCACCACUGGAAGAAGCGGUUGCAAAUUCGUUGCAGUUUGAGCAGCAAAUAAAUCCAAAAGGGAGUGAGUUGGGUUUGGUUGAAGAUACCGAAAUUGAUGCGUUGCUUAACCUUGAUGAAACGACUGCGAGUUCUCAAAUACAGGCAAGUAUAGAAAACGCUGAAGAAUAUGUGGUCGAAGACUAUGUGGAAGAUGAAACACCCACAGUUUCAACAAGAGUGCGAUCCUCAAGAAGCACAAAACCCUCAGAAAAAGAAAGAAUAGAGCUGUUGAGGAAGCAGACCGAAAUACAGGAAAAGCAGUGCGACCAUUUAUAGUCCAUUAAGUGAUACAUGAAAGAUGUUUCCAGAUACCAAAGAAAAAGGUAUGAGAUAGAAGAAGAACGCCUAAAAAUUUACAAAAGGAAGGCACGUAAAGAAGAGCUUUUGGAGCUGGAUGCUGCAGUAAAAAGAAAAAAGUUGCAGUUAUUAGAGAAACAAUUAAGUUCAAAUAUGUAAUUUAUUUCAUUUGAAAUUUUAUUUAUUUUUUAUUAAGUGUUUUUCUUUUUUUACUUUAAGUAUGUAUGUAUAUAGCAUGAAUUAAAAAUAAAACUUAUAAAGACAAAUUGCUUUUAAUCACAUCUCUUAAUCUGGGAGCCUCUAAGCUACCACCUGCCUCAUUUUCAUUAGUAAUGGCAGAAUUUUCUGCUUCUUCGAAAGGCGUUUGUAGAUCAUCUCCAGGAAAGUAUGUAUUGUAGUGAAGACAAAUAUUGUGAAGAGCAGCACAAGCGUUUACGAUUUUAGUAAUUUUUUGGGGAUCAUAGUGUAACUCACGCGCUCCAAGGAGGCAUCGAAAUCGCGAUUUGAGCACUCCAAUCACUCGCUCAACAAUAUUUCUUGCUUUGGAAUGAACGGAAUCGUAGCGGCUUUCCGCACUGUGUUCAGCCGCUGAUCUAUAAGGUGUCAUUAGAAAUGGUUCUAAUGGGUAACCCACAUCGCCUAAAAACUUGUAUGUAAAACUCAUUUCAAUAUUAUUUGUAAUUUCAUACCAAGAAUCCACGAAUUACGUUCACCAGCUUAAUAUUUUUCUUGUAAAAACCUUACUCGGCUGGUAUUGCAAAUUAAGGAAUCGUGUCCAGAGCCUGGAUGUCUGGCGUCUAC
Messenger RNA from Rhagoletis zephyria (snowberry fruit fly), 1988 nucleotides. RefSeq lists its product as uncharacterized. Lineage: Eukaryota; Metazoa; Arthropoda; Insecta; Diptera; Tephritidae. Gene Ontology annotation, cellular component: nucleus. The record is from RefSeq and is a predicted model, not a curated record.